Molecule: messenger RNA, 2534 nt
Organism: Cylas formicarius (sweet potato weevil)
Lineage: Eukaryota; Metazoa; Arthropoda; Insecta; Coleoptera; Brentidae
Product: NHL repeat-containing protein 2
Exons: 8
Coding region: 205-2349 (714 amino acids)
Molecular function (GO): protein binding
Source: RefSeq, a predicted model, not a curated record
CGCGAAUAUGAAUAGAAUGCAAAUUCUACGGAAAACUUGGCUUUUAAUAUCAAAAACAUUAAACCAUGUGUGGACUAAGAGCGAUGGAUCUGUUAGAAAGAAGAAGAGCCUCUGUGGUUGACCUUGAGUGGCUGGCAUGAAAAAUUUUUGAUUACAAGCAUUUUUCGCAAUUUUUGGCGGACUUCACCGAGUAGGUUAUUCGCAAUGGAUAUGGAAGUUGACGAAAACUAUUUGUAUUAUUCACAUGAAAAACUGUUACGUUUUAUUGAUAUUCAUGGAGAUCAGGAGGGAAUUACUGAAUAUUUAAGGACCGUAAAAUAUGCUUCUGUUAAGGACUUUAAGCCAGGAUUGGAGUGGUUUAAUGUUUCUGAACCUUUGUCGUUUAGUAAACAUUUAAAGGGAAAAAUAGUGAUACUAGAUUUUUUUACAUAUUGUUGCAUUAACUGUAUGCACAUUAUCCCUGAUUUAAAGGAAAUUGAAAAUGAGUUUUCUGUGGAGGAUGGGUUAGUUGUUAUUGGUGUGCAUAGUGCUAAAUUUGAGAAUGAAAAAAAUUCUGAAAAUAUUUUAGCUGCUGUACAGAGAUAUAAUAUUACUCAUCCAGUUGUAAAUGAUUCUGAUUCAGAUAUGUGGCAAAAUUGUGAUGUACAUUGCUGGCCAACCUUGUUGAUUUUGGGACCUAACGGAAACCCAAUUGUGAUGUUGACGGGGGAAGGACACAAGGAAGAUCUGCAGUCUUAUGUAAAAGGGGCUUUAGAAUACUAUAACAAAGAGAAAUUAAUAUCAAAUCACAAGCUGCCUUUCAAAUCAGCAUAUCAUUUACUACCUGAUCUGAAAGGUCCAUUACUUUUCCCAGGAAAAAUCACUAAUUAUAUAGAUGAAAAUGGGCAUGAAACUUUAGCAAUAUCAGAUACGGGUAAUAAUAGAAUUUUAAUAGUAGAUAGUGAUGGAAACAUAACAAAAGUGAUUGGUGGUAUGAGACUAGGAUUUAAAGAUGGUAAUCUAGAAGAUGCGGAAUUUAAUAAUCCACAAGGUUUAACGUUUCAGAGUAAAGAUGUCUUAUAUGUGGCUGAUACUGAAAAUCACUCUAUUAGGAGAAUUGAUUUAGCUACAGGCACAGUAGAUACUGUUGCAGGAACUGGUAGACAGGGUCAUGACAAAACAGGUGGAAAACCAGGAAAACAGCAAGCAAUUUCUUCACCAUGGGACCUUGUACUUUACCGUACACCAGAUAUGGACCUUACUUUUCACCCAGAUGGCAAACCCCCGGUACGAGAUGUACUCAUUAUCGCAAUGGCAGGCACACACCAAAUAUGGGCCUUAUUUUUAGAUGAUACUGUCUGGUGGAAAUGCAAGAAAUACCUCGCAGGCACUUGCAUAAAUAUAGCAGGAUCAGGCAGAGAAGAAAAUCGCAACAAUAACUAUCCACACGCCGCUGCUUUUGCUCAACCCUCUGGGUUAGCAUUAUGUGAAAAAAAAAGGGAACUUUACAUUGCUGAUAGUGAAAGCUCUAGUAUACGACGGUUGUCUCUAGUUGAUGGUAAAGUGACACCUGUGGUUGGAGGUGACAGAAACCCAAAUAAUCUGUUUGCCUUUGGCGAUAAAGACGGAAUCUUGCAUGAAGCAAAACUGCAGCAUGCUCUUGGAGUGGCUGUCACCCCUGAUGAAAGAAAUCUUUUUAUUGCUGACACCUAUAACCACAAACUUAAGAAAGUAGAUUUGUCGGAGAAUAAAAUUGUUACUUUGAAGUCUGCAGCUUCGGAUAUGACUGACAGUGCUACAUCACAGUUUAGAGAGCCAGCUGGUCUGUGUGUGAGCAGUAAUGGUAAAAAACUUUAUGUGGCGGACACGAAUGCUCAUCAAAUUAAACUAGUCACCAUUGGAAAAAAUUCAAUCAAUAAUGUUGAAAUGUUUUCUCUAAAACUAAAAGAAAAGUUUGUCAACACUGUAUCUAGCAUUUCAACAGCUUCUGUUCUGACAGCAAGAGAAUUGAAAAUUAACACCAGUGGAGGAAAGUUAGUACUGAAAUGUAAUCUCAAAUUUGAGAAUGGACUUGGUUUGAACUCGGAAGGAGUUCAAAGGUGGGUUAUCAAUUUGCCUGAGCCCACGUGGUCUUGCGUCCCUAAAAAUGGCCAAGAUGUUAAAAUGAUGGACACAGUGAUAAGUGUGCCACCCCACAAGAAUAACAAUAAUAUUGACGUGUCCUUUAAUUUGGUCACUUGUACUACCAAUGCAUGUUUGCCAAAGAAUUUUAUAGUCAGAAUACCUGUCUUUUUUGAAAAUUCAGCUAGCAUUAAUGUUGAACGUGUAGUGGAUGUCGUUUUGGACACAAAUAAUAUACGAAUUGGAUGAACGAACUAUCAAAGUGUUUAGAAAUUGAUUGACCAAUUUGGUGCUUACAUAAAAUUUUUACAAAGCCUGGUUUGGCAUGGGAUGUUGUGGUUUUAUAAUGCAACGGUUGAAAUAUGUAAUUUUUCAUGAAUUUAUAAAUAACAUAUGACAAAAUAAAUAAAAUCGCAUUUUCUUUUCUCUUCGGA